UGCUGCGCCGACGAGGCAGCGCUCUGUGCAAGCUGUGACAUAGAGGUCCAUGCGGCGAACAAGCUUGCGAGCAAGCACCAGAGGCUUCUCCUCCAGUGCCUCUCCAACAAGCUCCCUCGCUGCGACAUCUGCCAAGAGAAGGCAGCUUUUAUUUUCUGCGUGGAGGAUAGGGCCCUUUUCUGCCGGGAGUGCGAUGAACCUAUCCAUGUUGCUGGUACCCUUUCCGGUGAUCAUCAGCGCUAUCUAGCUACCGGCAUCCGGGUUGCCCCGAGUUCAAUGUGCAAGAAGGACACUGAGAAGGGUCAAUCGGAGCCAUCAAACAACAGCUCCAUGCACCUUGCUCCAAAGGUUCCAGCAACACAACAAGCCCCAUCAACAUUCACACCCUCAACAUGGGCUGUUGAUGAGUUCCUCCAGCUGUCAGACUAUGAAUCCAGUGACAAGUUGCAGAAGGAGUCUUCUAUUGGAUUUGGAGAGUUGGAAUGGUUUGCGGACAUCGGUCUUUUCAACGACCAGAUGCCCAAGGGAACCUUGAUGACAGCAGCCGAAGUACCCGAGCUUCCAAACUCACAAUCAAGCAAUGCAGCCUUCUACAGACCAAACAAAUACGGUAACAUCUCCUCCAAGAAGCCUAGAAUUGAGCUCUCUGAUGAUGAGGAGUAUUUCACUGUCCCUGAUCUUGGAUAAACUGAAGCUCGCCAAUCUCUGUAUUAGUCCAAUUGUGAUCUCCAUAUAGCAUACAUACAGAGAGAGAAAGAGACACAUCUAUGCAUCUAUCUACAUUUCUACAGAAAAGCAGAUGGAUACAUGGAUGGGUAAAUAUCAGCAGAUGGUAUUACGUGUUAUCUUAAAUGUUUGGGUAGAAAAAGGUUUUAAGUGUGGCAAUAUUACUGAUAUCCUCAGUGCUGUUAUUGGUAAGAUUGGCUUGUAUCAAUACUGAAUUGGCUUUUCUAAUGUAUUCACUGUAACUUCACAUGUUACUGCUUAAGGAAUUGAAUUGGGUUUGGAAUAUUUUUGGAACAGA
Elaeis guineensis (African oil palm) is the source of this 1024-nucleotide messenger RNA. The record is from RefSeq and is a predicted model, not a curated record. Lineage: Eukaryota; Viridiplantae; Streptophyta; Magnoliopsida; Arecales; Arecaceae.